GUCCUUUCCUCCACCUGGGUCAAGGAGAGCGAUUGCUUGAGCAAGACUCCAACUCGAUUCAAUCAAUGGGCAUUCUUGCUACACGGCUCCAACGUUUAUACACUGCCUGGUCUAACGAUUACAUGGCGGAAGGCUGGCAGAAGAUAUGGAUACAGUAACAUCUAGUGAGGAUAAUAUCGCACCGCAUGCUUGCGUUUCGUGCCGGAAGAAUAAGCGGCGGUGUGACAAAGAGUUACCCAGUUGCUUCCCAUGUGUGAGGGCAGGCCGCUUCUGUGACUAUUCUUAUCUUUCACAAGUAGAGUCCUCACACGCCGUGAAUGAUCUACGAUCUCGUGUUGAUGAACUAGGACAUCGUAUCCUACAGCUGUGUAGCUCAACAUCGCUCUCACAUGUCGUCACCGACCUGCCUGCUUCUAGCGCUACACUCGGUGAUCAAAACUACCAUGAUCUCUAAAUGCAGGCCUUCUAUCUUGACUCCGAAGUCUGGUCAUCAUUCGACUUUACGCGUCAGCCCAGCAGUGUCAUAUUGUCUGCAGAAGUACUGGCAUAUCUUGACGAUGUUGACGAGACAAAACGCAAAUAUUUCAGCUCCACGCAUACCUGGAUGCCCAUUAUUAGCAAGAUGCGGCUCAACCGCUUGACAGAUUCAGCGGUAGGGAAAACCAGAGUGGAUAUCGCAUUGUUGCUUCUAUGCAUGAAGCUUGUGCCGGACGGCGUAGCUGAAGAUGAAAAUAAGCCAUCCGACCUGUAUUUAACCGCAAAGCAGCUUUGUGCGACUCUGGAGCGUAAUUGCCUGCUUACCUUGCGCUCCCUUCAGGCCAAUCUUUUGUUAGCCGUGUAUGAAGUGGGCCAUGCUAUCUAUCCUGCUGCUGCAUUGACUGUCGGUUGCUGCGUGAGACAAGGGGUCGCGCUCGGUCUGCACAACAAAGAUGCCCCUCAAUUGGGGGGUAAUGUCCGCAGCUGGGUGGAUUGGGAAGAGCGACAGCGUGGAUGAUGGAUGAUCGUCAUUCUCGACAGAUUUGUCUUGGUCGGAACGAGCAACCAGCCGUUAUGCACCAAUGAUCCGAAUAGGGAUACCAUACUUCCAAACUGCGAAUCUGCCUGGGAUAAUGGUAUAAGUGAAAAGGAGGGAUGCUGAGUUCUCUCUGCGCAAAGAGGAUUGUCGAUUUUUUCAGGUUAUUGUGCCGCCGAUAUGCAUCCAGCUUUCCUCUGUGGACACAGACCCAAAUCUAAUCAGCCCAUUUGCACACCUUGGCCAAGCCGCCAACUUACUUGGUCGAGUUAUCAGACACUGCAAUGAUAUGAUUGCGGACAUAAAGUAUAUCCUUGAGAAUUCCAUGCUUCUGUUUGGUACAAUAACCUCGCUUCUUGAUAUUCUCAAUAUAGAUAAUUAUGUAAGUCAGUAGUCAUUCAAUAUUGCGACUGCACUUUGCUUAAGUGCUCUUUUCAAGCUUACGGACCAUCACUCAUGCUUAGACUUCAGCCAGAAUCUGGAAAUGGAAGUCAGUGCACGAGUUCGGGUAUUGAUGCAGCAUGCUUUACACACAAUCGAACGAAGGUAUAAACAAGUGCUAUUGUUAAUUCAGCAGCUCUCGCAGCACGGCAUACAGUCCUAUUCGAUUUCCCCUUUCCACAUCCAUUGUAUUUAUAGUUGUUACAGUCUAUGAAAGGGAUAUGGAAAUCCGCAGGAGUACAUCCCGAGCUCCUGCGGCUUGCAGACACUUCUUUGGGUGAAAGGUUAUAGCCAAGAUCGACUACAAACAUACGCGCCUGUUAACACUCUGAUGUUUGUUUUCUUUCACGAUUGUUCAUGGCCUGUGCAUGCGCUAUAACAUACUCUUUUAUGUAGCAUAGUAAUCAAUUAAGAUCGUGCUUAUACGUUCAAGAGGCAAGUAGAAAUUUAAUCGGGCUUCCGAAACCACCUGUCGAUCUUUACUCUGUCAUAGUCUCUUGAUUUCUCUAAAACACUUCUUCAGGGUCUUCUAUUGCGAUCUUCACUUUGCCGGGUGAGGUUGAAUUUAACGUAGCAUCAGAUCCUGACCAGGUGCUGCUCAACAAUCAACAGGCUAAAUACACAAAGGAUGUAGUAGAUGUAUCUACUUUUCAACCUAUAAACAUACGGAAUCUGUUCAGGCCAUUCAGGCCGAUCUUUCUUUUAUAAUUGGAUAGAGCUUCUGCGGCCCUCAUCACCUUAUCAUGUUUCUAAAUGCAAGACCCUGAAUGGACUAUUUUUCCCAACGUCAAUCUUGAGAGCAGACUAGUGAAUGGCUACAAAAUGAGUCGGCUUUUUCCA
This is a messenger RNA of Botrytis cinerea B05.10, 2293 nucleotides long. RefSeq names its product Bcboa15 (gene Bcboa15). NCBI's taxonomy places the organism in Eukaryota, Fungi, Ascomycota, Leotiomycetes, Helotiales, Sclerotiniaceae. Gene Ontology annotation, biological process: DNA-templated transcription. Bases 455 to 994 code for a protein of 179 amino acids. Gene Ontology annotation, molecular function: zinc ion binding; DNA binding. The transcript has 5 exons. The record is from RefSeq and is a predicted model, not a curated record.